Molecule: messenger RNA, 3339 nt
Organism: Dunckerocampus dactyliophorus (ringed pipefish)
Lineage: Eukaryota; Metazoa; Chordata; Actinopteri; Syngnathiformes; Syngnathidae
Gene: mab21l2
Product: mab-21-like 2
Exons: 1
Coding region: 357-1436 (359 amino acids)
Source: RefSeq, a predicted model, not a curated record
GCCCGACCCACUCGAGUGCGAGCGGACCAUUGAUAAAAGUGCAGCAAAAAGCAGCUUGCAGGAAGAAGAGGGCGGGCUGGACCAAAGCAGCGUUGUGGACUCGUGCACACCCGGGAGGAGACUAUGAGAGAGCUGCUGGUCGGACUCCUUUUUAUUGAAGCCAUCCCGCUUUAAGAGGCAAAUACUAAAAAAACAAAAAAACAAAAACAAAAACACAAAAACAAAAACAAAAAAACUUUUAACUUGUUUGUUUUUUUGGUUUGCAUCUUUUUUUGGGCGUGCGGCUCGACCGGUAAACGUUGGAUCCGUCAACCUACUGCGACUCUCCGGUGUACAGCCCGGACCUGUGCCCCAACAUGAUCGCCACCCAGGCCAAGCUGGUGUACCAGCUCAACAAGUACUACAACGAGCGCUGCCAGGCGCGCAAAGCUGCCAUCGCCAAGACCAUCCGGGAGGUGUGCAAGGUGGUGUCGGACGUGCUGAAGGAGGUGGAGGUGCAGGAGCCGCGCUUCAUCAGCUCCCUGAGCGAGAUCGACGCUCGCUACGAGGGCAUGGAGGUCAUCUCGCCCAACGAGUUCGAGGUGGUGCUGUACCUCAACCAGAUGGGCGUCUUCAACUUCGUGGACGACGGCUCGCUGCCGGGCUGCGCCGUGCUCAAGCUGAGCGACGGCCGCAAGAGGAGCAUGUCUCUCUGGGUGGAGUUCAUCACCGCCUCGGGCUACCUGUCCGCCCGCAAGAUCCGCUCCCGUUUUCAGACGCUGGUCGCCCAGGCUGUGGACAAGUGCAGCUACCGCGACGUGGUGAAGAUGGUGGCGGACACCAGCGAGGUGAAGCUGCGCAUCCGGGAGCGCUACGUGGUGCAGAUCACUCCCGCCUUCAAGUGCACCGGCAUCUGGCCCAGGAGCGCGGCGCAGUGGCCCAUGCCGCACAUCCCCUGGCCAGGCCCCAACCGUGUAGCCGAGGUGAAGGCGGAGGGCUUCAACCUGCUCUCCAAGGAGUGCUAUUCGCUGACGGGCAAGCAGAGCUCCGCCGAGAGCGACGCCUGGGUGCUGCAGUUCAGCGAGGCCGAGAACCGGCUGCUCAUGGCCGGCUGCAGGAAGAAGUGCCUCUCGGUGCUCAAGACCCUGCGGGACCGCCACCUGGAGCUCCCGGGCCAGCCGCUCAACAACUACCACAUGAAGACCCUGCUGCUGUACGAGUGCGAGAAGCACCCCCGGGAGACCGACUGGGACGAGGCCUGCCUGGGGGACCGCCUCAACGGCAUCCUGCUGCAGCUCAUCUCCUGCCUGCAGUGUCGCCGCUGCCCGCACUACUUUUUGCCCAACUUGGACCUCUUUCAGGGAAAGCCCCACUCGGCCCUGGAGGCGGCCGCCAAGCAGACGUGGAGACUAGCGAGGGAGAUCCUCACCAACGCCAAAAGCUUGGACAAAUUAUAAAAGCAAGCCGGACAAAGCGGUGGACUCUCCGAGCAAUGUGAACGAAGAAAAAGAAAACGAAAAAGAAGCAGCAGCGGCUUUUCUUUGCAAGCGGCAGCAAGGAGCACAGAGAAAAAACCCGCCAGGUACAUUUUCCAUGUCCUACAACUUUAAACCAAGACACUUUUAUUUAAAAACGCAAGCGUGCCAACUUGAUGAUUUUUCAUUUUUCAUGACGUGACUUGAAGGAAUACAAAUAAAAUGUUGCAAGUCACAUUUAGGCCUCGUCUUUCAAUCAGCCACACUUCAUAUUUUCAUUUCCAUUUGGGCAAUUCAGUCAAUUCUUCCGUUUCUAAAAGGUACUCAUUUACAAAAAAAUCAGCAUUUGAAUAGAAAACGUCACUGCUGGAGUUUGCUUUGUUAAAAAUAAUUGCGUUUAUUUAAAUGCCUUACUGUUCAAAAUGAUUGCACUAAAUUAUUUCAUAUGGUUAUAAUUGAGCUCUUUUACCUUUAGAAUGUAUUUAAAAAUGUGUCAUUUUAUUACAACACAACUACUAGUGAUUUUCUUUAUUUUAAAUUAGUCACAUCCGUUUUUAAAGAAAGUAUUUCUUUAUUUUCAGCUGCGCAUCAACGCCUAAUUAAGCGCAUCACCUUUACAUCGCUCAUUCUUGCAGGCAGGAAAAGGCGCGUGUCUUUUUACUCUUCCUUAUUUUACACGCGCAGCUCGGCUGCAAGGCAAAAAGCACAAAUAGAAAGACGCGGCAGAGCAACGCACGAGGCCGUGCUGAUCAACAGCACGUGGUUACCUUGGGGUCCACGGCCUUGUAGCCGGGCUCGUCCUCGUCCACCUCGAAGUAGAACUCGGAGGCGGUGAUGGACAGGGUUCCUCUCACCACCACGGCCGGAGCCACCAGCUGGGCCCCGGUGCUCAGGUUGACCGGGCCUGGGGGGCGCGCGCACACACACACACACACACACACAUAUAAAUAUAAAUAUAUAUAUAUUUAUAUUUACAUUUUUAAUGGCAUACACACACAGAGAAAGCUUUAAUUUAAUCCAUCGGGGCCAAGAUGCAGCUCUGAAAUAUUUUUAAAAAGAGCAUCAUUUAUUGGAAGCAGAUGACAAAAAAGAGGAGAUAAAAUGUAAUUCGUCCGAGAGGGAAAUGAAACAAUUGACUGGCAGAGGCUAAUUCUUGCUCUGUUUGGAAUGAAAAGAAUCCGGUGAACGGGAGCUUCAAUGCGAUAUUUGAAACACACACACUUGGUCAGGAGAAGAAAGUGCAAGGUUAAUCCAGCAUCCAUGGUCAUCUGUAGGAGCGUGACACACACACACACACACACACACACACACACACACACACACACACUUAGAGGGAAAAAGGCCUGAUAAGAGGAGUGCGUGUUGGGUGUACAACAGAGCAUGUUGUCUGCGUGUUCAAGGAUGUCGUAAUCCCAUUGCCGUACAUUUUAGGAGACAUUUGCUCCACUCCACAUGCGGAUUACACCAUGCAACGGGAUUAGGACCAGAAUAUUUCAUGAACUGCAUUUUGGUAGUGAACGGCACAAUGUGGAGUCUUUUUUUAAUUUUUAUCAUUGCAACUGAGGAUGGACGUGGUGAGUAUGAGGGGACGCUUCAUUAGGUACACCACCCUCACACUGUCCUGAUGCGACAAAGCAAAAUAUUAGAAAGAGCUGGGCGUCACAAGGCAGUAGCACAAAAAAGAAGCUGGAACGAAGAACCCCAACGUGCAGCCUCCAUACGCUACGUGUUUGUAAAAGGCGCCCCAGUCAUGUAGCGACCAGCAAAGCAUUGGGAAAAGUGUGAGCGUGAUGCAGUCCAAGUGUCACAAUAAGAAGAGGAAAUAAUACCAAUUUAUUAUCCACCUUGACUACAGCCCCGUUUCUUAUUUUUCUAAAGUGGCAGG